Hevea brasiliensis (rubber tree) is the source of this 1819-nucleotide messenger RNA. Its product is annotated as glucose-1-phosphate adenylyltransferase large subunit 3, chloroplastic/amyloplastic. The record is from RefSeq and is a predicted model, not a curated record. Gene Ontology annotation, molecular function: glucose-1-phosphate adenylyltransferase activity. Gene Ontology annotation, biological process: glycogen biosynthetic process. The transcript is spliced from 15 exons. Bases 125 to 1687 code for a protein of 520 amino acids. NCBI's taxonomy places the organism in Eukaryota, Viridiplantae, Streptophyta, Magnoliopsida, Malpighiales, Euphorbiaceae.
CAUCAAUUCCGUGUAAGCAACUCUGCGUCCCAACAAAAUUUUUGCAAAUUUCUCACUCACUAAUGACUAUACGUACAAUAUUUUAGUUUUCACAUUUCAAUUUUCUCCUCCAUUUUCCAAGAAAAUGGCAGUAUAUUGCCGGUUCUCCCUCUCGCCUGCCGGCCAGCUGCAUGGGGCGGUUGGAUUAGCGGGGUGGAACUCGAGACUUUUGCAAUAUGCUAAUGGAGAGUUAAUGGGAAAUAAGGUCAAGCUAAGCCUAGUUCAUCAUCAAAGAGCUAGCAGUAAGAGUAUUAAGCGGCAUGUUUCCAUGUCUCUCGCUACUAGCGUAGCUGGCGAGUCCAAGUUGAGGGACCUAGACAUGGAAAAGAGGGACCCAAGAACAGUUGUGGCUAUUAUUUUGGGAGGAGGAGCUGGUACUCGUCUUUUCCCUCUCACCAAGCGCCGAGCCAAACCUGCUGUGCCAAUUGGAGGUGCAUACAGGCUGAUAGAUGUACCAAUGAGCAACUGCAUCAACAGUGGAAUCAACAAAGUCUACAUUCUCACUCAGUUUAACUCAGCAUCACUUAACAGGCAUCUUGCUCGUGCUUAUAACUUCGGCAAUGGUAUCAAUUUUGGAGACGGCUGCGUUGAGGUUCUGGCAGCCACUCAAACUCCUGGUGAGGAAGGCAAAAGGUGGUUCCAGGGUACUGCAGAUGCGGUCAGACAGUUCCAUUGGCUUUUUGAGGAUGCAAGAAGCAAAGAGAUUGAGGAUGUGCUGAUAUUAUCUGGAGAUCACUUGUAUCGAAUGGAUUAUUUGGACUUUGUUCAGAAUCAUAGGCAGAGUGGUGCAGAUAUCACCGUUUCUUGUUUGCCAAUGGAUGACAGUCGAGCCUCAGAAUUUGGUCUCAUGAAGAUAGACAGCAAGGGGAGAGUCCUUUUCUUCAGUGAGAAACCUAAAGGGGAUGACAUAAGAGCGAUGGGAGUUGACACAACAGUGCUGGGGCUUUCAAAGGAUGAGGCGCAAAAGAAACCAUACAUUGCUUCAAUGGGAGUGUACGUCUUCAAGAAGGAGAUACUUCUGAAUCUUUUAAGAUGGCGUUUUCCGACUGCAAAUGACUUCGGAUCGGAGAUAAUCCCAGCCUCAGCAAAAGAAUUUUAUAUUAAGGCUUAUCUCUUUAAUGAUUAUUGGGAAGACAUAGGAACUAUCAGAUCCUUCUUUGAGGCAAACCUUGCCCUCACUGAGCAUCCGCCAAGGUUUAGUUUCUACGAUGCAGCAAAGCCAAUGUACACAUCCAGAAGAAAUCUGCCCCCAACAAAAAUUGAAAAUAGCAAGAUUAUUGACUCGAUCAUAUCUCAUGGAAGUUUCUUAACCAACUGCUUCAUAGAACAUAGCGUCGUCGGUAUCAGAUCUCGAAUAAACUCUAAUGUCCACUUAAAGGACACAGUGAUGCUUGGUGCUGACUUCUAUGAAACUGAUGUUGAAGUGGCAGCAUUGCUAUCUGAAGGAAGAGUACCCAUUGGAAUAGGAGAGAAUACAAGAAUCAGGGCAUGCAUCAUUGACAAAAAUGCCAGAAUCGGGAAGAACGUUGUGAUUGCUAACUCAGAGGGCGUACAAGAGGCUGAUAGACCUUCACAAGGCUUUUACAUUCGAUCUGGUGUUACCGUAAUCUUAAAAAAUUCAGUCAUUGAAGAUGGAUUUGUAAUAUAAUUGAUUUAUAUAUCCUUUCAUAUUUUUUUGUUGAUCAAGAUGGAAAUCAAGAAGAUGAGUAUGAGAAUGUGAACCCCAUAAAUAACAGCAGUUUUAGUGCAAGAAAGCCCAAGGGCAAUCAAGAUUUGCUUA